AUGGCUGAAAGUAACUAUAUGGGCUCUUCUGCCAAUACCUCAGUUACCUCCUCUUCAUCGAGUUAUACUUCAAGAAGGGAGAGUCUUAUAAAAUUGAAGGAGAGUAUCUUCUCAAUGAUUGUCUCAAUUGAAGAUAAAACUCCUCGGAAGGGAAUGAAGAAUUACAUUUAUUUUGUUGUCUUGAAUGUUUAUGUAAUUUUGGCCUCGUUGGGAAUUGGAAUGUUGGGUUCAUUUCAUUGGGGAGAAUAUGGCGAUUGGAUUUGGAGAGUUUUUAAUUAUUUGAUAACCUUGUCAAUUGAUAAGGUUCCUUAUGAGGGGUUAAUUGCUUUUGAGGUUUUGUUUGUUUGCUUUUCAAUUUUGGGACUUGUGAUUUUUGUCUUGACAGCUAAAUCUGUUGAAAUUGCAAGUAGAAAUAUGAAACUAUUGAGAAAUUGUAUAUUUUACUAUGGAAAUAUUCAAUUCUUUGUGUGUUUGAUUGGUACUUUUGCAAUGACAUCCUUUCUCGAUUGUGACUAUACCACACAAAUGUCAUUUGAGAAUUAUGAUGACCCUCAGAAUGUAUUGAUGAGAGCUCCAUCUGUAAUGUGCCAAUCAGUUGCUUCUAUUGUUUUGAUGGUUAUUGGAAUUAUUGGUAUCUUGAUUUCUAUUGUUAAUACUAUUAUUUAUGGACAAAUAUUAGGAAAUACUCAUUUGAAAAACACAUCACCAUUUAUAAUGGAAUCACCAUUCUUCUUUUCCAUGUUUUUAUCAAUUAGUCAAUUGCAAAUUUUAUUGAAUUAUGUAAUUCCAAAUCAGUACAUGUAUGGAAGAUCAGUGCUUCAUAUUGUGUUAUCCAUAACCAUAGCUCCCUGCUUGUUUUACUUUUUGCCUUAUUUUGUGAGAAUGGAAAAUUCAAUUUGGAGUGGAGUUUUGUUUGCAAAGGUACUUUCACCAAUAGGGUCAAUGAUUGCAUUUCUUUUAAAUUCAAAUGAUUCAUGGGAUAUGGGACUUGGUUUUACUUUCAUUCCAGUAGGUCUGAUGAUUAUUGGCUUUCUAGGGGGAUUUGUUUUGAUGGAGGCAUACACACGGUUUUUCUAUUAUUCAAUCAGAAAGGAAAUGUUGAUGCUAUUGAAUGAUUGUUAUGAAAAAUCUAUUGAUGAUAGGUCUGGAAUGUCAGUAUUGACAUAUUUUGAGCGGGGAGGUCAUUCUCUCUUCAAAUCUUUUGUGGAGCAAAAGAGACUGAAUAGACUUGGACUAUUUUUAAAGUUUGCAAUGUUUUCUGGUAAGAAGGCAUCGCCAAAUGCAUAUAAUAUUAGUGAUAGACAAUUGGCGGUUUCAUUCAUCAAAUCAGUUGCUCAACACAAAUCAUUUGCAGAACCAGAAUUGAUUAUUUCAUCAGCUUUGAUAGCUUCUUACAUUUGGGAAGAAGGUUCACAUGAAUAUGCUUUGGGAUUAUUGAGAAGAGUUAAACAACAAAAAUUGAAUUUCUUCUCAGGAAUAACUUUGAGAGAAAGAUUGAAAGAAAUUGAAACUUCACUCCACAAAUCAAGAAACAGUGAUUCUUCACAUGGAAUGAGUAUUGUUGACGUGAAACACAUCCUUGCCAAGCUGGAAAAGCAAUACAAUUCCAUUCUAGCUCUUCACAAAGCUAUUUGGAAGGAAUUUUUCAAUAUGGAAAUCAAUUACGGUAAGGUUAUGGAAAUUAACAGAAAAAUCACAGAAUUGACCUUUAAUACUGAGAAUACCUUUGAAAAUCUGAUGAAAGAUUUCAGUAAUGACAAGAAUGUUCUAAGAAUGUAUGGCAAAUUCCUUGAUAACAUUCUUUUUAACAAUUUGAGAGCAGGAGAAUUGUAUCAGGAAGCCAAUGAUAUUGAGAAUGAAGAAACUGUAAAAGGAGAGAUACGAAUUUCAAAAGCUCCAGUUGGUGGUGUAAAAGGUUCCAUGCGAAAUAAGGUAGUACCUUUGAAAGAGAGGGCCACACACGAUGAUUCAAGAUCUUCAAUAGACAGUAGAUCAUCAAUUUCCAAGAGUGCAGCCUCACUCUCUUCUAAAAUCAAAAAUAUGGAAAAAAACUCUACAAAACCAAAGAUUGACGGAUUGGAAAAUGGUUAUUCAAAAGAAUUUGUUGAGGAAGAUUUUGGUGACAAAAUGGGAUUGGAAGCUGCAGAAGAUCCACAAUUGAAAAAGGAAAUGUUGUACAGAUCAGCUCUUGCCACUCCUUCUGACAAUAAGUUUACCUACUCUUGCAUUAUAUCCUCUAUAGCUCUGUUUUUCUUAUUGUUUAUUAUUGGUUUUUCCUUCUCCAUCGCCUUAUUGGUAAACUCAACAAGUGAUGUGAAAUUAAUCAAAAUAUCCUGUAUGCCUUCUAUUACCACAUUGAGUAUGCAAUUAGACAUAAGAAUGGAGCAAUUACUAUUCACUUUAUAUAAUAACAAUGCAGUACAGAUGAUGCCUCAAUCUCUUAUUGAUGCAGGAGCGGCCAACUUUUCAACUGAGCACAAAGAAAGAAUUCGAGAUGUAUUAGCUUCAUUACAGGAGCUUCAAAACAGCGCUCUGAAUGACUUAAUGAGUGAUGACAUGUUUCAUGAUUAUUCAGAGAGUAGUGUCCUUUUCUAUAAUCCUGUUAUUGGUCCAUACCCAGGAGAAUACACUGUUGCACAUCAAUUUAACACUUCCAUUUCAGCAAUCACCAACACUUUGAUACAAUUUUUAAAGGAAAUCAAUACCUAUACACCUCAGCAGUAUAACAAUACUCUCUCCAAUUACAAAGCCAUGUAUUUUUGGCACAAUAGAGAUAUUUUCAGUUCAGUAUUCAAAGAGUUUUGCUCAAACAUUGUAGAUAGAUCCUAUGCCACUGUCAGUAAUACCAAUAAUGCUUUCAUGUACUUUUAUUUCUGCUCUUUGGGAUUACUAGUAAUAUCUUGUGGUCUAAUGUUGAUAUUCAACUUGUUGAUAAUGAGAUCUUUGAAAUCCGUGUUAAAACUCGUUGAAAAGACAAUUCCUAAAGAUGCUCUUGGAAAGAUCUACCACCAAAUGGCUACGAAAUAUGCAGAGAAUGGAGAGGGAGCAUACAAAUCCAACUUUACCAACAAUCCCAAGUUUAGAGCAUCGUUAUUUACAACUCUUAUUUUCAUUACUACUUGUUUGUGUUUUUCCAUGUUCUUUUAUGAAGUUUUUGUUACCUCUGAUAAAACUGAGAGAAUUAUGAGAAAUGUGGAACGUUCUGCAUCAAUCUCAGUAGAUGCUCAUGAUAUUACAGGGAAAGUUGGAGAGGUUUUAAUAUUUUCUGUUCUUCCGUACGAUACAUAUUCAAUCAACUCUAAGAAAUUACUUUCAAUGGAUGAAGUUGUUGAAUAUCAUGAAUCAGUUUAUGAAAUCAAGAAGAAGAUUAGUAAGGAGUGGAAUUUGCUAUUGUAUGGCGAUAUUACAACCAAUGCUGCGCCACUAAUUGGGUUAUUUUCUGAGGUUGACAAUCUCAUCAAGGGAGCUCACUGUGAAAAUUCAAAUUCGACUACCAUGAAGUGUACAAGCUUGAAUGAUAAGAUGAAUGAACUCUAUCUGGAAUCAAUUAUUAUCAAUGAAAAGCACAAUGCUAAGAACAAGGACAUGUACAGUAUAUUCCCAGAGUUCCAUGCACUUUUCACUGAUUGUAAAGUGUUGGCAAAGGAAUUCGAACAAUUUAUGAAUAUUUACGUUAGUUCCAUAGAAAGAGAUAACAGUUCUACUAUUGUAACAAUAUUUGGAGUUAUUGGAUUUUUUUUAGUUCCACUGUUUGGCUAUUUACUUGUCCUCUCCUUUGACAAACAUGUUAAUGAGGUUCAAACUGUGAGAAUGUUGCUGAACUAUAUCAAGAUUGAUCAUUUGGAAGCAAAGGAUGAAAUGAGAAAUUAUGUUCUAUACCACAAGAUAUUUUCCUCCUCUAGAGGCGCGAACAGUCUCAAUAAGAAGGAGGUUGAAGAUUUAAAGGUCAAGUCCAUUCUUAAUUCUGCUGUAGAUGGAGCAGUAUCAUGUAAUGAUUAUGAUAUUGAAGUUUACAAUCCUGCAGCCCAAAGAAUGUUUGGUAAAUUGCCUGAGGAUGUAAUUGGAAAACCAUUGUGGUCUCUCUUCAAUCCAAAUUGUGAGGAAACAAUUAAAAAGUUGAUUGAAAAUAGAGUUCAAGUAGAUUCUUCACUAGCCUCAGAAAAGAAUGCCAUUCAGGGAGAAACUUUAGAUUUGGAAUGUAUAAGAAAGAACGGGACUACUUUCCCAGCUAGAGUGAGCAUUUCCUACACUCUAUUCGAUAAUAACAGAGUCAUUACCUGUUUCAUAAGAGAUAUCACAUCUGAAAACAAGUCAAAAUCAUUAUUAGCUGAAGAGAAGAAGAAUUCUGAAAAGUUACUGAGAAACGUGUUACCAGAAUCUGUUGCCAGACAAUUGAAAAGUGGAGAGAAAUUAAUUGCUGACAAGUUGCCUGAUAUCACUUGCUUUUUCAGUGACAUGGUUGGAUUUACUAAAUUAUCUAGCUCACUUAGUGCCAAUGAUGUUGUUCAAAUGUUGAGUACAAUUGUUACAGGAUUCGAUAAAUUGACUGACAAGUAUGAAUUGGAAAAGAUUAAAACUAUUGGAGAUGCAUAUUUCUGUGUUGGAGGAUUGAUGCAAGCUAGUGAUCACCCAGAAAGAGUACUCAGAUUUAGUAUUGAAACUUUUAGUGUCAUUAGAGAAUUCAAUCUUUCCAAAAUGAAAGAAUUAGUUCAAGCAAAUACCUUUUCCAGUUCUGACUUUAAUCAAGUAGAUAUUCGUGUGGGUAUCAAUACUGGAGCUGCAAUUGCUGGAGUGAUUGGCACCAAGAAAUUUGCAUAUGAUUUGUGGGGUGAAACUAUUAAUGUUGGAUCCAGAAUGGAAUCAAAUUCUCAACCUGGAAGGAUUCAUUUAUCAAGAUCAACUUAUGAGAGAGUGUAUGAUUUGGAUUUUGAAUUUGAGGAGAGGAAGAUUGAGAUUAAAGGAAAACCAACCCAAAGCUACUUUUUGAGUGCCAAGCAUCAUGCUAAAUCUAACAUUUCCAAAGCUGAGCAACAAUAUGUCCUGGAUGAAUUUUUGAAACAUGGAGCAGAAUCAGACGAAUUGCAAACUGAUUUGAUUGCUGCUGAUAAUCAAAAUCUGGAAACAACCUUUAAUUAA
Molecule: messenger RNA, 5136 nt
Organism: Naegleria gruberi
Lineage: Eukaryota; Heterolobosea; Eutetramitea; Acrasida; Naegleriidae
Exons: 6
Coding region: 1-5136 (1711 amino acids)
Biological process (GO): intracellular signal transduction; cGMP biosynthetic process; receptor guanylyl cyclase signaling pathway
Molecular function (GO): guanylate cyclase activity; peptide receptor activity
Source: RefSeq, a predicted model, not a curated record